AUGACUGUGCGGUAUGAACGGCGGGGGAGAAGAGGCGGUAUUGAUAUGGGAGAUGUAUUGUUUAAUUCGGGUGUAAAGUUGGCGCAAAAAGGCGUUUUUCGGUUGCUGACACACUGUGGGGCGAUAGCGCCUGUGGAGGUGGAGGAGGAGGAGGAGAAGANAGGAGGAGGAGGAGGAGGAGAAGAAGGAGGAGGAGGAGGAGGAAGGGAAGAGGAGGAAAGCAUACUGGUAUCUCUCAUUUCUCCCUAA
Messenger RNA from Cercopithifilaria johnstoni, 249 nucleotides. The record is from the annotation of a GenBank genome assembly. Lineage: Eukaryota; Metazoa; Nematoda; Chromadorea; Rhabditida; Onchocercidae.